Messenger RNA from Impatiens glandulifera, 759 nucleotides. Its product is annotated as rhodanese-like domain-containing protein 10. The transcript has 2 exons. NCBI's taxonomy places the organism in Eukaryota, Viridiplantae, Streptophyta, Magnoliopsida, Ericales, Balsaminaceae. Gene Ontology annotation, cellular component: chloroplast. The coding region runs from base 36 to 704 and encodes 222 amino acids. The record is from RefSeq and is a predicted model, not a curated record.
CUCUUAACCGGAGAUUGAGGAUGUGAGGACUAAGGAUGGCAAUUCAGCUGAAACAAAUUCGUUCAUUGUCGUUCAAAUCCCAUAAUAAUUUCCUUAAUCCACCACUUCCGGUCACCAAUAUCAGUUUUAGCAGUUUACAAGUAAACGCAAUUUCAGGCAAAACCCAACAACUGAUAGAAUCAGGCAUAGUGAAACCGAUAUUACCAAAAGAUGCUUCAUCGGCCAUGGAAUCUGAAGGUUUCAUCUUGCUGGACAUUAGACCGAUAUGGGAAAGAGAGAAAGCCCACGUGUCAGGUUCUCAUCACGUGCCUCUCUUCGUCGAGGAUCCUGAUAAUGGGUUAUUGACACUUUUAAAGAAAUGGGUUCAUUUUGGAUACAUUGGUCUAUGGACUGGUCAGAAUUUCACCAUGAUUAAUUCUGAGUUUCUUCAACAAGUUGAAACUAAGUUUCCUUCAAAGGAUUCUAAGAUACUUGUUGCUUGUGGAGAAGGGCUCAGGUCGAUGGUGGCAGUUUCGAAAUUAUAUGGAGGAGGAGGAUAUAGAAAAUUGGGAUGGUUGGUUGGAGGAUUUAACAGAGCUGUUGAUGGAGAUUUUGGUGAUGUUGAAGGACCGGAGAAGUUGCAAUAUGCCACCAUUGGUGGUGCUUCAUAUUUCUUUCUUAAGGUGAUUUUAUUUGUACAAGCUCUUGGAAAGCAGAUCACUUGAUUACUCUAAAUUCUCCAAACAUUUUUUUUAUUAUAUGAUUAUUGUGACAUGUUUA